AUGGGGUCCCCUUCCAGCCCCGGCUUUUACUUGAGCCGCGUGGUGGCCCUGCUGCUGGCCGGGCUGGUCGCGGCGCUCCUUCUAGCGCUGGCCGUGCUGGCUGCCCUGUUUGGGCACUGUGCGCGCACCCCGCUGUCGGAGCCCAAAGUGUUGGGCGUCCCCGGCUCUGCGUCCUCCCCUCCCAGCCGGCAAGAGGAAACCCGACCGACUCCGAAAUACGGCUCUGCCCAGGAGAGGGUGGCGAUGACCCCCUCGAGCGAGUGGCGCCCCCCGGGCCCCUGGGAUCAGUUGCGCCUGCCGUCCUGGGUCGUACCUCUGCACUACGACCUGGAGCUGUGGCCCCGGCUGCAGCCCGACGCGCUCCCUGAGCCGGGGCUGCGAUUCAGCGGCUGCGUGAACAUCACCGUGCGCUGCACGGCGGCCACCACGCGGCUGCUCUUGCACAGCCUCUUCCUGGACUAUGACCUCGUUGAAGUGUUCGGUCCCCUGCCUCCAGGCACCAGGGGCACCUCCGUGGGCCGUGUGCAGGUGAACCACAUGUGGUUCGCGCUGGACACGCAGUAUAUGGUGCUGGAGCUGGGAGAGGCGCUGCAGCCUGGAUCCCGCUACGAGCUGCGGCUUGACUUCUCGGGCCCUGUGUUCGUGGACGCCAGAGAAGGGCUGUUCCUUAAUGUCUACACCGACCAAGGCAAGCGCAGGGCCCUGAUUGCCUCGCAGAUGGAGCCCACGUUCGCCCGGAGCGUCUUCCCUUGUUUUGACGAGCCAGCUCUAAAGGCCACCUUCCGCAUCACGGUGGUCCACCAUCCAGCUUAUGUGGCACUCUCCAACAUGCCAGUGCUGGGUCAGUCGGAAAGGGAAGAUGUGAACGGCACCAAGUGGACGGUCACGACCUUCCACACCUCGCCCCGCAUGCCAACCUAUGUGGUCGCCUUUGCCAUCUGUGACUUUGACUCAGUCAGCCAGACCGAGCGGGGGAAGGAGGUACGCAUCUGGGCGCGGAAGGAAGCCAUCACAGACGGAUAUGCAGACUUUGCCUUGAACAUCACCGGGCCCAUCUUCUCUUUUCUGGAGGAUUUGUUUAAUAUCAGUUAUCCUCUUCCCAAAACAGAUUUAAUUGCCUUGCCUGUUUUUGACAAGCAUGCGAUGGAAAACUGGGGCCUCAUGAUGUUUGAUGAAUCUCUGUUGUUGCUGCGGCCCAGUGACCAUCUGACAGAGAGAAAGGCUAUGAUCACCUACAUCGUCUCCCAUGAGAUCGGACACCAGUGGUUUGGAAACUUGGUUACCAUGGAUUGGUGGAACAAUCUCUGGCUCAGUGAGGGCUUUGCAUCUUAUUUGGAACUUGGAGUGAUUAACUACCUCAACCCCCAACUCCCAGGAAAUGAGAUAUUUUUAGCCAACAUUUUACACAUUAUUCUUGGAGAAGAUCACGCCUUGGUGUCCAGAGCUGUGUCCUCGAGAGUGGGGAAUUUCACAGACACGAGUGAAAUCAAUGAACUCUUUGAUCUGUUCACGUACCACAAGGGAGCGUCUCUGGCCAGAAUGCUCCACAGUUUCCUGGAUGAGCCUGUCUUUAUCACAGCCCUCAGGACCUAUCUGAAGGCUUUUUCUUACUCGAAUGCUGAGCAAGAUGAUUUGUGGAGACAUUUCCAAAUGGCCAUAGAGGACCAGAGUACAGUUGUCUUGCCAAUGACAGUGAAAAGCAUAAUGGACAGCUGGACACACCGGAGUGGUUUUCCAGUUGUCACUUUAAAUGUAUCCACGGGCGUUGUGCGACAGGAGCCGUUUUAUCUGGGCCCGGUUCAGACCCUUGUCACCCAUAAUGACACGUGGAUUAUUCCUAUUCUUUGGAUAAAAAAUGGAACUGCACAAUCUUUAGUCUGGCUAGAUAAAAGCAGCAAAGUGUUCCCUGAAAUGCAAGUUACAGAUUCUGACCAUGACUGGGUGAUUUUAAAUUCAAACAUGACUGGAUAUUACAGAGUUAAUUAUGAUAACUUGGGUUGGAAGAAAUUACAACAACAGCUUGAAACAGAUCCCAAGGCGAUUCCUGUGGUUCACAGGCUGCAGCUGAUUGAUGAUGCCUUUUCCUUAUCCAAAAACAAUUAUAUUGGCAUCGAAACGGCACUUGAUUUAACCAAGUACCUUGCUGAAGAAGAUGAAAUCAUAGUAUGGCGUGCAGUCUUGGUAAACUUGGUAACCAGCGAUCUUGUUUCUGAUGCCAGCAACUAUGAUAUGUACCCGUUAUUAAAGAAGUAUCUAUUAAAGAGAAUCAAGUCAAUAUGGACUGUUUACUCAACUAUAAUCCGUGAAAAUGUGAUGGUCUUACAAGAUGAUUAUUUAGCUCUAAUAUCCCUGGAGAAACUCUUCGGAACUGCGUGCUGGUUGGGCCUUGAAGACUGUCUUGGGCUGUCACGAGAACUCUUCCGGAAGUGGAUGACGCACCCACAGGAUGAAAUACCAUGUCCAAUUAAAACUGUGACUCUGUGUUAUGGCAUUGCCUUGGGAAGUGAUGAAGAAUGGGACUUCCUGUUCAGCGCCUAUGUUAAUAACACAGUGGAAGAAGAAAGGCUGCAGUUUGCUUAUGCCUUGAGCUGCAGUAAAGACCCUUGGAUACUUAACAGGUAUUUGGAAUAUGCCAUCACUACAUCUCCACUUGCUUUCAAUGAAACGAAUGUGAUUGAAACUGUGGCUGCCUCCGAAGUUGGCCGGUACAUCGCCAAGGACUUUUUAAUCAACCACUGGCAGGCUGUGAGUGAAAGGUACGGAGCCCAGUCACUGAUUGCGCUCAUGUACACGAUUGGGAGGACGAUAAGUACAGACGCACAGAUCACAGAGCUGCAGCAGUUUUUCAGUGACAUGUUGGAGGAGCCCCAGAGGCUCACAGUCCAUGCCAAACUACAGACCAUAAAGAACGAAAACCUGGAAAACAGACAGCGGAGUGCCAGGAUCGCUGCUUGGUUACGGAAGCACACCUAGGCCUUGGCUCCUUCUGGCCCCUCCUGUGUGUUACCAUCAAGUCUGCUCACAGCCUUCUUUUGGUGCUCUGCGAGUCUGGGACGCUUCACAUGUUGAUUGUUGUAUUUCAGCCACACAUAGCAGGG
This is a messenger RNA of Ochotona curzoniae (black-lipped pika), 3098 nucleotides long. It is a transcript of the gene LVRN, whose product is annotated as laeverin. The transcript is spliced from 20 exons. The coding region runs from base 1 to 2973 and encodes 990 amino acids. Gene Ontology annotation, biological process: peptide catabolic process; proteolysis. Gene Ontology annotation, molecular function: metalloaminopeptidase activity; peptide binding; zinc ion binding. Gene Ontology annotation, cellular component: cytoplasm. NCBI's taxonomy places the organism in Eukaryota, Metazoa, Chordata, Mammalia, Lagomorpha, Ochotonidae. The record is from RefSeq and is a predicted model, not a curated record.